AUGGAAGCGUCCAUUAUCGCUACGUCUAACGUGACCAAUAUUGUCGAGUGCAUAUUAGAAUUGGUGUCCAAUUCUUUAAAUGCUAAUGCUACGUCAAUCGCAAUACGAAUUCACGGGGUGGAACGUAAAAUUCAAGUGAUAGACAACGGCGUAGGUAUUCAUAGGAAACAUUUAGAAAUAAUCGCAGAAUACAAUGGUCAAAGUUUUUUGAAUUGUUGGAAUAUGCAAGAUAUUUGUAAUCAGAGAAAGCAGACACUUAUAAAUAUUCGUAAAUUGUCUGAUGCUAUGUUAAUUACGUCUCGAUACUAUAAUUCAUCGAAAACGUAUCUAAAGGUUUUCAAAAUAUGUCAUGAUACAAAUAUUGUUAAAAUUGAAAGGAGACCCUCACAGGGUACUACAGUUAGCAUUUAUGGAUUACAUGAAUUAUCAUUAAAAAAAUGGGACAUACCUACCAUGUAUUAUUUAGUUGCAAAUAUUGCCAUAGUGAAUCCACAAGUUUCAUUUUCUAUCAGAGAUGAUCAUAAAAAAGAAGUUAUCAUGAUAAUUACUAAACCACAUGAUCCAAUAAAUAUUUUCAAAUUGUUGUACAAUAGAGAAGUACUGCUUCGUGAAAUAUGGUGUAUAAAAUGUACAAGAAAAUCUGAUAUUAAGUUCUGUGCUUAUAUCGGAUUAGCUGAUGUUAAUUUUGCAGCUAUGCAAAAUAUGUUUUUAAAUAACAAACCUGUUCAUUGUCCUUUGAUUCUGCAAGUAGUUUCAGCUACAUUUAUGAACUCCUUACAACUGUUUAAAAAGAUUCAAUAUGAACAGUUUCUAAAGAGAGACAAUGUUUUUAUUUUACUGUACAUUUGGUGUACAGAAUAUAUCUUUACAAUAGAAAAUGGGAAAAGAACUUUGAUUCUACCUAAUGUUCAAAGUUUAUUACAAAAUAUUAAAAGCAAGAUACUGAAUAUUUUUACAAAGAACAAUAUGCCUUUGUCUAUCUGUGAUUCAAAGUGAUUAAAAAAUAAUGUAACACAUUUUGCAGCAAAUAUCACUCAAUUAUUCACACCUGUUUCACAAAUUAACAAAGAGACCAUUAUAUUGACUCUUUCUGAGUGGUCCAACUGGUCUUACAGAAAUACCUCUAACAUGAAACAAUUUAGAAACAAAUCCUUGACAUUUUACAAACACUUUGACUUCUUGCCAAAGAAAUUACAUAAACUAUUACGUGGUAAUACCAAGUUAACAAAAACUGGUAUUCUAAAUGAAUGCAUUGGAAGUGCAUUUUCAAGAAAAUUGAAAUCUGGUCUCCAUAUUCCAGAUAUUUUGCCUCAUCAAGAAAUUGAUGUCCGUUCGUGUAAAACUGUUAGGCAAUUCCGCGAAUUUAAAUUGAACAAAGAACACUUAAAAUUUAUAAGAAUACUAGGUCAAAUGAACAAUGAAAUGAUAGCAGGAUUGAUAAUUAAGGAUGAUAUAAGAAUGUUAUUAAUAAUGGAUCAACAUGCAAUUCAUGAAAGGAUAAGAUAUGAACAUUUGCUUUAUAAAUACAAGUCACAAAUAAGAAACCAACUGUUCUCUAUUAAAUUAAAAGAUCCUAUCACUAUAGAAUUAUCCGUAGAUAGUUGUAAUCUGCUCCUAUCCAAUAAAGUGGCACUAAAAAAAUAUGGUGUAACUUUCAAUGUGAUAAAUAAUGAUACUGCAAUAGUAAGUGCAAUACCAGAAUGUUUAAAAAAGAACAAAUACCACUAUGAUGAAAUAAAAUUAAAGAUAAAUGUAGCGAAUCUUUUGACUGAAUUGCUACAAAGUUUUACAAUUUAUGGAAGCUAUCAAAGCAAUAAUCUGCCACUUACCAUUCUCAAUGCAAUUGCAAUGGAAGCUUGCCACGGAGCUAUAAAAUUUGGUGAUCCACUGACAUUAAAAGAUUGUAAAUGGCUCUUGAAAUUAUUAAGCCAGACAAAAAUUCCUACUCAAUGUGCUCAUGGCAGACCAUCCAUAGUGCCUUUAUUAGAACUAACAGAUUCGGAAAAACGGUAUAAAAAGAUCGUCCAGGUAGCCAACACAUAUUUUAAAACAAAAAUACUUAUUAUUUAUAAAUUCAUUUGCUUAAAAGAAUUCAGAUCUUGCUCUUGUAUAUAUUUAUUCAAAUCAUGCAACCAACCAUCUCAGAAGAAUUGCACAAGCUGUUAA
Messenger RNA from Habropoda laboriosa, 2166 nucleotides. RefSeq names its product DNA mismatch repair protein Mlh3-like. Gene Ontology annotation, cellular component: mismatch repair complex. The record is from RefSeq and is a predicted model, not a curated record. Gene Ontology annotation, biological process: mismatch repair. Gene Ontology annotation, molecular function: ATP-dependent DNA damage sensor activity; ATP hydrolysis activity; ATP binding. Lineage: Eukaryota; Metazoa; Arthropoda; Insecta; Hymenoptera; Apidae.